CGAUCUACUGCUGAAACGCGAUUCAGAAUGCGAUAGACAAACCAGUCCAGUGCAAUCAGUUCCGUCACAAAGUUAUAAUUGACUCGCGUUAGAAGAAGUUAAUAGUCACAGCGUUACGUUUCACGAUUCGUUAUGGCGCAGAGGUGGCGCGCCCUGCAGCGCGGAGCGGCGCUGCUCGCGCAUCAUACCGAGUCCGCAGCGUCGACGCAAGUGCUGUCGGCGUGCUCGACCAGCGCAAGCUCACUACUACAGCAAAUUACGCUGGAUCAGCGGGGCAGCGGUGGCUCGUGGCAGCAGCACCAGCACGCGUGGGGCAGCAGCUCCCAUCGCACCUUCUUCUCCUUCGCCCGCAAGAAGCCCGAUGCAGGUGCAGUCGCGGCGGCGUCCACGGGCGAUGAGACCUCCAUCUCGGGCAGCGAGCCGGUCGCUGACCCCACGCCUGUGGGGCCCCCCGAGUUCUUCCCGCUCCCGGAGAGCGCGCCCGAUGCCAUCGAGGUGGCGUCCGCCAUCCACCAGGCGUGCUCGGCCUUGGAGCGCGCUUCCAUCAUGAGCGCGAAGGCGGACGCGUUCUUUUCCGCAUCGUGGUGCAUUAGUGGACUACAAGCGGUGCACGACUUGCUAGACACGCCAUGGUUCUUGUCCAUCGCCAUCUUCAACAUCACGCUGCGCCUGCUCACCUUCCCGCUCAUGGUCGUGGCGCAGAAGGGCAGCGCCAAGAUGAUGGAGUUCAACCACAACCUCAUCCACGCCAAGAAGCUGCAGGAGGCGGCCAUGAAGGCGACGUCUCAGGAGGAGCACCAGCGGCUGUUCCAGGCCUUCCGCAAUGAGUACAACGUGCAGACCGCCAAGCACGGCGACCCCGUGAAAACGGCGCUGGUGGUGCCCGGCGUCAUGAUCCUCAACGGCGCCAUCUUCUUGUCCAUCUUCAACGGCGUCAGCAAACUCAUGGCCGCAAAGGUGCCCUCCCUCACCACGGGCGGCGCGCUGUGGUUCUCGGACCUGACCUCGCCCGACCCCUACUUCGGCCUGCCGCUCAUGUGCACCGCCGUGACGCUGGCCAUGGUGGAGUACGGCAUCAACCUGGCGGGGGACGCCGGGCCCAUGCCCGAGGACAGGGCCAAGAUGACCAACGGCCUCAAGAACUUCAUGCGCGUCAUGGCCUUCAUGUUCAUCCCCGCCGGCGGCUACGUGGCGGCCGGCACCGCCGUGCUGUGGGUGUCCAACACCGCCUUCGGCGUGGUGCAGGGCCUCACACUGCGCAACGACCGCUUCAGGCGCCGCGUGGGACUGCCCACCAUGCAGGCCCUGCGCGACAUGAACGCCAAGGUAAUGGCCGCAAACGCUGCCGGCACACCCGCAUCAGCCGGCGCCGCCGGCGCCAGCGCCGCCGCCACGCUGGCCGCCGCCGCCGACACCUCCGCGCCCGCCAGCGCGGCGCCGCUGCUCAGCAACAGCCCGGUGGGGGCCAAGGCCCGCCGCUGAGUGCAGGCAGUGGUGGGCUAGCUGCAGCCUAGGCUGUGGUUGCUGCGCCGGGGGUGCGUCUGCGGGUGGGAGGUGACGGUGCUGCGUAGUGCUGCAAUUUUGCUGACCUGUGAAUGUAGUGGCACGUUCCUGCACGUUCGCAACAUGCUGGAGCUGUGGAGUGGUGCUGUACGGGGGGGUCCAUGCAUAUCAAAUAACUCGAGAAGACGUAGACUGCGGACUGGGGGGAGAGGGGGGCUGCCGCAGUCGGCUUGGUCGCUUGGAGCCACGCGAGUGCCACGCGGGUGCUAAGUGUGUGGAGGGAGGCGCGUUGGGAGCUGCACUGGAGCCGUGUAGGGGCAGGCAUUGCGCCCUUCCACUUUGUUUGAGUGGUGAGAGGGCACGACCCCGAUAACCGCAUGCCGUUGGUCGCGUGCCGUUAAAUGCGAGAGACUGGCACUGCUGGGAGCAUGGUGCGGCAUAACAGGGGCGUGGCCUAAGUGGCUUCAUGCGUGCGUAGGAAAGUAAACUGCUGAAGGCGAAGGGAAAGUGACGGCGCUGCUUGGCUACCGUACUCAGGUGACUUCAAGUGGUGCAUCAAUGCGACCAGGGAACGUGUGCGUGCUACCGAGCAGGCAUGCACUGCUGCCGGGCAAGUGGCAGCAAUAGGCGUGCCAAGUUACAGCUCAAGCCGCUGUGAAAUCGGACGGACUGUGAAAGCGGUCACGCAGCACGAACCCGCAUGCAUGUUGAUUAGGAGAACUCACUUGGUAUAUUUGAAAUCU
Molecule: messenger RNA, 2246 nt
Organism: Chlamydomonas reinhardtii
Lineage: Eukaryota; Viridiplantae; Chlorophyta; Chlorophyceae; Chlamydomonadales; Chlamydomonadaceae
Exons: 8
Coding region: 133-1482 (449 amino acids)
Biological process (GO): protein insertion into mitochondrial inner membrane from matrix; mitochondrial respiratory chain complex IV assembly
Cellular component (GO): mitochondrial inner membrane
Molecular function (GO): membrane insertase activity
Source: RefSeq, a predicted model, not a curated record